CGCCUACGCGGUGAGCUGAGCAGGGCGGCGUCAUUGGCGGACCGGGCACAUUGGGGAGGGCGUUAGGCGAGAUGCCCGGCAAGAAGAGCCGUGUGCGCAACUCUGACCAGUGGGUGCUGCUUGCUCCAGAGUCUGCUAUCGAUGCACCAGAGAAGAUUGACUCUGGUCCUGUUUUUACCAAACUUCGCAAUCCUAAAACAGGAAGCGCUGCCUUGUACCUUUUUAGUAGUGAUUGCAAUCAGGUUUAUGAAGUGAAAGCUUUUGAUGAAGAUUAUCAUUCUUGGUUUAUCGGUCAGUCUGUUCAGCGUGAUGGAAGGCUUCUGUUUGUUACUCCUCUGGAUCCACUGUUUCUGGUACUGCCCUACCUUAUUAAUGCCAGUGAAAAGCAAGGAAAAUUUGAGCCAGCUGAUCAAGUAAUAAAGGAUGAAGAGUUCCCUAGAUGUGCCAGUGUACUGAAAUGUCCAAGAACUUUGCAAUCACUCCAUCAUAUCACUGAUGAGAAAGAAAUGGGUGAUCGAAAGUUUUAUAAGUAUAACAGAGAGAAAACCCUUGUGUGGCUAAAAAAGAAGGUUGAACAGACUGUUAAAGCACUAAAGAGCACUGGUCUCUCUGUCGGUGCAGGUAUUCAGUCCAGUAUGUUGAUCAGAAGUAAACAAGUCACAGAAGCAACGGAAGAGGAUUACCUACGAUAUGCUCAUGGUUUGCUGUCAGAUUAUAUUCCCAUGGGUCUAAGUGUGGAACUCUUCAAAUUCUUGGAGUUACCAGCUAUUUCAACCAACGCAACAUUAAAUGAACCACCAUCUAAGAAAAGGAAAUUGUCUGAUAAACCAGUGGAGGCUGAAGAGGAUUACACCAAGUUUAACUCUGAUUCAAAAGAGAAAAAGCCCACCAAGAUGACAGCUGCACAGAAAUCCUUGUCAAAAGUUGACAAAAGUGGAAUGAAAAAUAUAUCUGCCUUUUUUACAUCAAAGAACAAAGGAACAACCAAGACUCCAUAAUUUUUGAUGGAUUUUUUUAUUUUUAAAAAUGCAGAGUUGCAUAUUUUGCUGUUUCAUUAGUACUGCAGUUUAAAAUUAAAAAACUGGUUUAUUUGCUUUUGCUAAAUCUCAUUGUAUUCCUUGACAGGCAGGUCAUAGGUCAAGAAUCAUGAUGUUCGUGUUUCAAUAGUAUUAAAUGAUUUUGUUUCUUUAUAAGUUGUCUGAGAGCAUUUGUGUAUAAAUCAGGCUUUGCCUCUACCUCCAACAUUUUGCGGUCAGCUGUCGUUGCCUUAUUAUCAGUAUUUGCUUAUCCAGUUUCAACUUUCAAGUCAUAGUUUCUGGAGCAGUCAUUGCUCUUACUACUAUUUUCAAGAAAACCCUCACUGACAUUUUUCUUCCCCAUUCCCAUCCACUGGAUGCACUUGAGUAACUUUUAAGUGAAAAAUUCUUGCUCUUGCAUCUUUGUUGACCUCAUCAGUUUCUUGCUUCAUUAGUUAAAUAUUUAUCAUCGGGAAUUUUGUAAGGCUCUGCUGUAAGAAUGAUAUUUACCAUGUGCAACUUCCUUUUUUUUUUAAAAAGGAUUCUUUGUAAAUUUGGCUUCAAAAUUACAUGAAAACAGAAAAUGUUAGAAAUACUCAGAAGGUCAGACAGCAUUUGUAGAAAGAAAAAUGGAGUUAAUGUUUCAGAUUGAUGAAUCUGUUCUUCACAAAAGCAUAGUACACUGCUACCUUGGAUGCAAAGUGCAGGCAUCCUUCCUAUUCCCGCCCUGCAAUCCAGUUCAAAGAUUAUACAGAAAAGUGCCGCUAAGAUAAACAUGGAGAUAUCGUGGUUGGGUUGUUUGUGGGAAAGAGAAUGCAUGCUUUUCAGAAUUCCUCAUUUCUGCAAAAACAAAACAUUGACAGUAUUGGAAGGCUCAGGAAUUUCCUUUUGCUCCAAGUCCAUUUUUUGUUUACCUUUUGAGUUGCUCUGGUUGAAGGAGCACAAGUUUCUGAGAAGUAUUCAAGCAAUCAUGUACAUUUUAAUGGAAGGCCAGAACUUUAACUGAGCCAGAGGAACCAAACAAGGUUCCUAGUGCCCAUAAAAGGAUUCUGAUAGACAGGGUUUCAUGUGUACAAAUCAAUUUUCAUAACCUCCAGAUGACCAGUGCACUUUGCAGUCAACGUACAUGGUCUUGUAAGAAAUACAAAAUCCAGUUUUCACAGCAAACUUCCAUAUGUAGUAAUGUGUUAAUACUGGACUUUUUGGUUAGCUAUGUUGGGUGAGUUAGUUUUUGCCCUGCACACCAGAGAAAACUCUGCCCUUCAAAUGAUGUUUUGUGAUUGCUUAUUCCUAUUUGUGGGCAAAUGCUUCUAGCAGUGCAGCACCAGUGCAUCAGGUAUAAUUUCAAGCUUGUCUUUCAAGUGGGACUUGAAUCCACUCUAUUAUUGAUUGAACACCAUUGUGUACUCAACAGUUAUUGAAAUGUAGUGUUGCUAGGCCCUCCACUAGCUCAGCAGCUUGUCUGAGGUUGUACACAAUGGGGCAGUGCCAGUGUACACCACAGUGGUGCUGCUCCAAGAAUGUGUUGCAUUAAGAGAAAAUGGACUUUUCUCCCUUGAAACACAACUGAGCAAAUGUGAAAUUUGCUGCAUUGGAAGUGGUGAAAACAAUUGAGCAAAUAUACUUGAAUUCAUACUACUUGAUAGGCCAGGGCUGCUGGCUAAGGUGGCAUCAGCUCAGGGUGGUAAAAUGCAAGCUGAAGACAUGCCUGGAAGCAUUUAUGUUAAGGGUCAUUGAGUUUAGGACAGUGAGCCUAGGAAGACUAGAGUUGGUAAUCUGGAAGUGUACUUUGGAAGUACUGCAAGCUGGUAAGACAAUUGAGACAGUAUUUUCUCCAAGUUUCCCAAGAAACCUACCUUCCCAACUGGAGAUGUAUCUGCAUUCCUUCAUAACUGUCAAAUCAGGAACUCUCUGCCUAACUACUUUUUGACAGUGCCAUAACCACAUGGACUGCACCAAUUCAUGAAGGCAUUUAUUCAGAAAGCAAAAGGGAGCCUUUGUAAUUAAUCACUCAUGUGAAGCACCAUGCAACAUUUUACAAUGUUGAACACAAUGUGGAUUGUUCCCAUACUUUUAAGGUUGCUAUAAAAAUUUCAUGGCAGAGUCAUUUCUCUGACUGGUUAAAUAAAAGUAAGUAAGUGAUCACCUGGUAAUCUCUGUCCAAUUUGUUACCUGUCACCCUCCAGGUAGCAGUCCAGCAACGCUCUCGAAAGAAAACGAGUGUGCAAAGGUGACCUGAAGUAUCGAUUCAGUGAGUGAAGGUGUGGAAUUUGGUCUAACUGCUGUCAGAUUUAUUUCUGCAUUUCUCUUUAAUUAAUUUUCUUCGCCAUUACGAGCCUUGGCUGUGGGCUGCUGCGUUCUGGUUGCUAUACUCCUGAAGCUACUUCAUUUUCUGACCUUUCGAAUGAGACCUUGGGUGAUGUCAGCAGUAUGGAAAAUUACUAUCUUUGGUAAUACAGAACAACAAUUAUUCUUUUCAAACACUGACACACAUUCAAAGGGCUCUGUAAUCCCCUAAUUAUCUAGGAAUGUAUGAGUCCAUAUCUCCAAAUACAGAGCACACAUCUCCCAACCAAUGUCAAUUCCCCAGUUUUACUACCAAAAAGCCUGCUUAAUUGACAAAAUGAAUGAGAGUAUGAACUUUGACUAUUACCUUAACCAUUUACUUCAAAUAUCUCCCACUUGUAGUAGAUCUAGCUGAUCUGUGCAUUCCCUUUGCCCAACUAUCUUCAUAAAGUCAACCUCGCCUACAUCUGUUGCCACAUGAAAACAGAGAGAGCUCCCGCACACUCAUAGCCACAUUCAUCACAUUGUAAUUAAAAGCCAAUAUCCCGGAUUGCACCAAUGACAACUUUUAUGUUCCAAGAGCUGGACAAGCCAACUGGAAGUGGUAACACCAAAGGAAUCAGCCUGAAAGCAUUGGCCCUGGGUGUCCUCAAAGCAACUCUGGAUCCCAUGAAGACACAUGGCAUUAACUCCAGAGGGCAGUUUGGGCAAGGGAACCUGCUAAUUGCAAUGUGUUAUCCUCACUCAGUUGAUGAACUUGUACUCCAGUUUGAACACCAGUUGGAAGAAGCACUAGAUGUACUCCUCAGCAUCCGUCACCAAGACUGCUCAUCUGACCGAAUCCUGAAGGCACAGUGCCUCACAGCUCUAGUGACUGAGUUCAAGGCUGACCUCUGCUGCUGUCUGUGUGGAAUUCGCACAUUCUCUCUCUGAUCACGUGGGUCCCCACUAAGUGCUCCAGCUUCCUCCCACAACCCAAAAAUGUGCAAGUUGGUUGGUUAAUUGAUCACUACAGAUUGCCCCUGUAUGUAGGUGAGUGGUAGAAUCUGGGUGGGGGGGGAGGGUGGUCCUUGGUAGUAGCGUGGGAAGAAUAAAAUGGGCUAGGGCAGGAUUAGUGUUUCAAAAAGGUUGCUUGAUGGUCAGAGCAGACAGCGGGCUGAAGGGCCUGUUUCCAUGCUGUAUCUCUCUAUGCUAGACACAGCACGUGACAGCUACUGAGAACAAAUUGUCUGCCUCCUCACCUGCCUAUGGUUGUAGAUGCAUCUGCCCAUUGAUAGCACUGGUAGAAGUGAUUACUUCACUGUCCUUGUGGAAAGAAAAGUCACCUUCAUACUGAAGGCAGUUUCCAUCAUUUUAUGUGGUAAUUCCGCAGUGCUAAAUGGGAUAGAUUUAAAAAAGAUCUAGAAGCUCAAAACCAGACAUCCAUGUGACACUGAACAGCCGCAUAAGAACUGUAUUCCACAGCAAUCUGUAACCUUGUGUCCCAUUUUAUCCUUCACUCUGCCAUAAUCAAAAAUCUGGGGGGUCAACCUUGAUUCAGUUGAGAUGUAUAGAAGCGCAUGAUGGGAACACCACUAGGUAAGCCUGAAAUUGAAGCCCCAACCUGGUGAUGGGUCACAAGCACAAUACUACAUACAGCAGCAGCAUGCCACAGACAGAGCUAAGCAAUAUUACAACCUAUGGAUCAGAUUAUAAUUCUGCAUUCCUGCUACAUCCUAUAAUGAAAUGAUGGUGGACAAUUAUACAAAUUAUGAAUAGAUACAGCUCCUGCGCUCAAAAUGGCAGAGUCCGGCAUGUGAGUGCAAAAGACAAUGCUGAAAUGUUUGCAACCAACCUCAACCAGAAGUGUUGUUCCAUUGUGGUUCUUGAGAUCCCCACCAUCACAGGAGUCAACCGAUUUGAUUUACGUCAAUGUGAUAUCAAGAAACUGUUAGAAGCACUAAAAUUAGCAAAGUCUAUAGGACGGACCAACACCCCAGCUGUAGUGGUAAAGACUUGUGCUCAAUAACUAACCAUGAUAUCAGCCAGGCUUUUCAAGUACAACCACAACAAUGGCAUCUGCUCAACAAUGUGGAAAAUUACCCAGGAAUAUCCUCUUCACAGAAAAUAUUAUUCUGAUCAUAUGCUGCAAUAUCUGCCUAUUCCAAAUCAUCUGCAAAGUGGUGGAAGGUGCCUUCAACAGCACCAUUAAGUGUUUCUUUAUCAAUAACCUGCACACAAAUGCUUUGAUUGGAUUUUGCCAGGAUUACUCACUUCGCAACCUCACUAGAGCCUCACUACACAUGGCAAAAUAGCUGAAUUCUAGGCACCAGAUGUACGUAACUGUCCUUGAUGUUAAAGCAGUAUUUGGACAACUGUGGCAUCAAGGACCAUUAAUAACAUUGAAAUUAUUGGAAAUUGGGAGAGGAUCUCUUGUCUGGUUGGACUCACACCUGGUACAAGGAAAGUUAGUUGUGAUUUUUAGAGUUCAAUCAUCUCAGGCACAGAAUAUCAUUGCAGAGGUUCUUCAGGGCAGUAUCCUUCAGCCCAACCAUCUUCAACUAUUUCAUCGUUAACCAUCCCUCCAUCAUAAGGUCAGAAAUGAGCUUGUUUGGUGAUGAUUGCAGAGUGCUCAUUCCUUUUUCUUAAGUAGUGCAGUAGUCCAUGCCCAAACACAGCAAGACCCAGACGUCAUUCAGGCUUGAGUUGAUAAAUGGCAAGUAACACUUGUGCCACAAAAGUGGGAAGUAAUGACAGUCUUAGACAAGAUAGCACCCAAUCAUCUUGACAUUCAAUGGCAUUACUAAUGUUGACUCCUUUGCUUCCUUCACCACACCCACAAUCUCCCCCAAUCCCAUCCACACUUCAGGCAACAACUUUCUCACAAUACACUCCAACAUGUACCAAUGAUUAAUGUUGGACUUGUUAGCCUUAAUUAGUAAGUCAUUAUCUUUGCCAUAUGUAUGUUUCAAUUUCUCCUUAAUAUUUUAAUACAAUUAUGACUCUAAAAGUUCCCUUAGACCCACUGACAACAGCGGUCAUUUCCUUAGGUGCAGAUCAUGUGAUUAUGGGCUUUAUUACAAGAUAAUUAAGAAUGAGGAAAAUAUUUGGUACAUCUUUAUUCAUCCAGCUAACCACUCCUCCUCAUUGCUACACCACAUUGCUUUUUCAAUGUUUCCAAGGUUUUCUUCUUUACUGAUAAUGCUAAUGUGGCUGAAGCAAUUUUAAUAUGUAUUAUUGUGCCUGAAACUUUUUUGGAAAUACUGAUGGAAGCAGAAUUCAGAAGAGCUUUUAAUAAGAAACUGAUGUGAUGUUUGAAAGUAUAUCUAUUCAUGACAAUGUAAGGACAGAUGAAUGGGACUGGAAAUGUUACUGGUGUUAGAUGGGCUGAAUGCCCUCUGUCUUUUUAAGAGAACAUAUCUUUUGUAAAUCCUGUUGUAUGCUUGCUUUAAUAAAAACUGUUGAGGUUUUA
Molecule: messenger RNA, 6753 nt
Organism: Pristis pectinata (smalltooth sawfish)
Lineage: Eukaryota; Metazoa; Chordata; Chondrichthyes; Rhinopristiformes; Pristidae
Gene: rnaseh2b
Product: ribonuclease H2, subunit B
Exons: 11
Coding region: 72-998 (308 amino acids)
Biological process (GO): RNA catabolic process; ribonucleotide metabolic process
Cellular component (GO): ribonuclease H2 complex; nucleoplasm
Source: RefSeq, a predicted model, not a curated record